Phytophthora nicotianae INRA-310 is the source of this 1479-nucleotide messenger RNA. RefSeq lists its product as hypothetical. The transcript has a single exon. The coding region runs from base 1 to 1479 and encodes 492 amino acids. NCBI's taxonomy places the organism in Eukaryota, Oomycota, Peronosporomycetes, Peronosporales, Peronosporaceae. The record is from RefSeq and is a predicted model, not a curated record.
AUGCGCCUCUACUCCAUCGUACUAACAAUACCAGCUGUGGUGUACUUAUCACGCGUCGACAGUGUCUCGGCGGCUGACACCACGAAAGCGUUUACCCACAGUCGUUCAGCGGUCGUUGAUCAUCAAAACACUAACCAGAGAUACUUGAGGGCCUACGCCACAACGGUCAAGAAUGGUGAAGAGAGAGUCUUCGAAGCCCUAUUAAAUGCUGCUAAGGCGUACAAAAUCAACACCAAGCUGAACGCAUUUUUGAGUAAAAUGGACGAUGGAGUUGGCGUCUUGAACAGCUUGAAGCUUGGAAAUGACGUCGUGAGUGCUUUGACACACAAGAAAUUAACGCAAUUGACGACGUAUAUCGCGAUGUUUAACGAGAACAACCUGGACAAGACUAUCUCGUUGAUCGGAGUUCUCACGGCCCGCUACGGAGACGAUGCUGUGGCGAAAUCGUUAGCCUAUUUGGAGAAGUACGCUGAAUCCCCUCAAGUGGUGGAGUUGGCGAAGCAGCUGAGGAAAGACCAGUUGUCUUCUUGGUUGAAUGACGGUAAAUCUGUUGAUCACGUUUUUCAGCUACUGAAGCUUGGCGACGAAGGGGUUACAGUAUUUGCAAACCGAAAAUUUACCGUACUGGAAGAUUACAUCACCAAGUUUAACAGCGAGACGAACGGCCAUGCAACUUUGCUCAAUACCUUGCUAAAAGGUUUCGAUGGCGAGAGCAACUUAGUGACAAUACUGUCGCAUGCAAAGCGUGAUCUGGCUACUGAGCAGCUGGCCAGGAAACUCGAGAAGGAGUUACUCGGACAAUGGCUUCAAAGGGAUUUGGAGCCAGAAAAGGUCAUGAUGCUGCUAAACCUUGAUAACCAUGUCGAUGUUGUUCUGAAAAGUGAAAACCUUAGGACGUUUGAGAAGUACAUCGCCGAGUUUAACGGGAAAAACUCUAACAGCCAGUUGUCGCUGCUGGGGAUGCUAACGGAGAAGUUUGGAGAGGUCGGAGUUGCAAAAGCAAUUGUAUCUGCGAAGGAGAAUUCCAACUCGGCGUGGGUCGCGAAUAAAUUGCAGAAACAACAGUUGCAAGGCUGGCUGGAUAACGGCAUGACGGUGGAUGAUCUUUUUACCCAUCUGAAGUUAAAGACCGAUGAUACCGCAGUAUUUGGUCGAAGCUUGAACACACUGGACGACUACGUCAAGUUAUACAACACAGCGAAUGCGAAAAAGGACACUCUGAUGGGCGUAUUGUUGAGAGAGUUCGGCGGUGAAAGCGCGUUGGCCAACAAGCUUUCGCAAGCGAGAGUGUACACUGAGACACAUGCAAAGGCCACAAAAUUGCUGACAAUGCAAUUCCAGAAAUGGAAGAGUGGGGGUUUGAAUCCGACGAACCUUGUCGCCAAGUUAUCAGAAAAAGCUGAAGAUGGUGCUCCCAAGCUCAAGAAAACUGUAGUAAACGAGUUUAAGAAAUUCCACGAGGGCAAGAAGCUGCAGUGA